Molecule: messenger RNA, 993 nt
Organism: Caenorhabditis remanei
Lineage: Eukaryota; Metazoa; Nematoda; Chromadorea; Rhabditida; Rhabditidae
Exons: 7
Coding region: 1-993 (330 amino acids)
Molecular function (GO): serine-type endopeptidase inhibitor activity
Source: RefSeq, a predicted model, not a curated record
AUGAAAACCAUUCUGUUCCUGUUCGUUCUAGAAGUCUACUGGACGUUUGCACUGCGAAGAGCCAGAAACUCUUUGUACGGUCCAUGCGCUUUGAAUAAUGAUGGAGAGAAGUGUGAUAAGAAUGGUUACUUUGAAAUAGUGCAAUGCAACUUGGAAUCCUGUUAUUGUGUGACUCCUCAUACGGCAUCCAUUGCUCAAGGCACAAGGACUAAUAGCUCAAAAACAGUGCCAAACUGUGGAACAUGCAUUACUUACCUACAGAAACUGUUUGCUAAUGGAAAUCCACCGAAGAAUAGCUUCGUGCCAGAGUGUGAUGUAGACAAAGGAGAUUUCGAACCAGUUCAAUGUGACAGUGCAAAGAAUCAAUGUUACUGCGUGAGCACUAAUACAGGGAAAGAAAUCUUCGGGUCCAGGAAGCCAUUGAGCAAUACGACAGAGAUGGAAUGUAGUAUUGGCAUUGAUACCUCCAACAAGACGUCUAUAAACCACACACCACCAUAUCCAAACCCCUGGUGCACAACUAACAGGGACGCCGGGCACACUUGCAGUCAGAACAAGACCUCCAUACGUUACUGGUUCGACCCCGAGGCAUUCCACUGUUUCCGAUUUGAGUAUAAGGGAUGUGGUGGGAAUCGUAAUAAUUAUAAGACUAGCGGGGAAUGUUUGAAAGAUUGUGUUGCUGCGAACUACUCCAGUUGUGCUAUGCAAUCAGAGCCAGCUCGAAGGGAAAACGGAGAGCUGUACAAAUGCUCAGAAUCCUACGGAUGCCCUCAAGGCUACUCUUGCUACAUGGGUGUUCUUUUUGGAAUGUGUUGUGAUGACAAAAUUACAAACCGAUAUCAUGCAGCAUUAGAGCCCAAAUGCCAAAACAACAUGGAUGGUAAGAGAGAGUAUUCAGGACCAUUGAUUGGGAAGUCUUGUUCGGAUAAUUUCUGCCCGAGUAACUUUACUUGUGAAAGUAACGAACUUUUUGCGCAUUGUUGUCCAAAGUGA